Poecilia reticulata (guppy) is the source of this 3876-nucleotide messenger RNA. NCBI's taxonomy places the organism in Eukaryota, Metazoa, Chordata, Actinopteri, Cyprinodontiformes, Poeciliidae. The record is from RefSeq and is a predicted model, not a curated record.
AAAAAGGGUAAAUGAAAAUAUUUCUCUUCUGAGUUGAAAGUGACCCUGUUGUAACUCCUCCUACAUCAUGGAAAAAGUAAUGCACUGCCUCUCAGUUUAAAUUGGUUGACCAGAGUGGAAAUCACACUUUUAGUUUGAUCUCAAUGCCAGAAACACAAUGGACUGGAUAGUUACUGUGGCACUUUUCUGUUCAGUGCUAAAAGCUGCAGUCGGCUUUAAUGUUGAUUCUGGGGCUUGGAAAACCCUGAGUGCAGGUGAUGAAAGUUUUGGCUACCAGGUGGUGCAAAGACAAUCAGAUCUGCUUGUCAGCGCCCCACUACUACAGUAUGAAGGGAAUAAAACGGGACGGACAUAUCGGUGCAACACAGGAGGCAGUUGCAGAAAUCUUGUUGCUCUAGAGCAAAGAGCUGCAGUCAACAUGUCUCUUGGUUUGGCGAUGUGUCGAACCCAAGCUGACAUUGCAUUUUUGUUGGAUGGCUCUGGCAGUGUAUCUGGAGGAGAUUUCCAGAGAAUGAAAGAAUUUGUGAAAAAUCUGAUCAAAUCAUUCCUGGGAAGAGAUGCACAGUUUGCCAUCACCCAGUUUUCUCUUUCUCCAACAACGCAUUACUACUUUAAUACUUUUAGCACUUCCAACUGGGAAUCUCAAAUUGACAGCAUCCGUCAAUUUGGCGGAAGAACAUAUACAGCUAAAGCCAUCCAAAAUGUUGUGGAUGACGUCUUUUCAACACAAAAGGGUUCCAGGUCAAAUGUGAAAAGAAUUUUAAUAGUGAUUACAGAUGGAGAGUCUCAUGAUCGCAGUCAAUUACCAAGAGCAACACAGUCAGCUGAUCGAAAAAACAUUCUUCGAUUUGCUAUUGGGGUGGGGAACGCAUUCACAAGUUCAAGAGCAAACCAAGAGCUCAGAACGAUUGCAUCUCAACCUGCUGACAAUUUUGUGUUUCAAGUAGGAAGCUUUGAUGCUCUUGACACUAUACGGGACAACUUGCAGGCCAAAAUUUUUUCUAUUGAAGAUUUCACUUUAACUUUGGACGCAAAUCGCAAGAUACCAAACAACCGAGCUGAGAUCAGCAAGGAUGUGAGGCACAAGAGUGGAUCGCUUAAUCUUAAAUUAAAUACAAAAGAAUGYGCUGAUGUGAACUUUUUUAUUSAGUCUUGUCCAGARGAUGCUCUCAAUCCACUCAAUAAUGAGCUCAGAUUCACGUUUGAUGGUUUGCCUUCUGGCUCAAACCCAAGACCAAGCCUUUCUCCACAGGUUAAAACCACAACAUUUCAUCCUAUUGGGUUUGAGAUCAGUUGUGGAGCUGAUGAAGUGUGUGAAGAUAAUCUGAAGGUGGAUUUUAACUUCACCAAGUCCUCAGUGGUUAAAGUCGGCAUAGAUGAACUUUUGAGUGUGACCAUCUUUGUGAAGAACAGAGGAGAAAACUCGUACAACAGUCGCAUUACUCUCACAUACCCCAUUGGGCUCUCCUACAGGAAGGUUACACCUCUGGAAGGAAGAAUUGAGUGCAACUCUGUGGACAGUGAGGAUGGCGUCACAGAAGGAAAGACAGUCUGUAGCRUCGACAAACCAAUAUUCAAAAGCAUCUCAAUGGCAACCUUCAUCGUCUCCUAUGGUUUCAACACCAACAGUGAUCUUGGUAGAAAGAUCGAAGUGACUGCGAACGCCAUCAGUGACAAUAAGCGUCAYUCCCCUUCUAGUGAAGUCUACAAAAAACAGGARAUUGAUGUCAAGUACAGUGUUUUUGUCACAAUUGAAAGCUCCCCCAGCUACAACAAUUUCACAUUUGGAGAAAACGCUGUUCAGAAACCACUUGAGCAAAAAAUAAAGGUUUUUAACACGAUCAGACCACUAAAUUUGACUGUGGUGAUCAAAGUUCCUGUAAGACUUGGUGAUAAAGACAUCUGGAUGGACACAAACAGUUUUCAGAUUCCAGGCUGUCGGAGCAGCAGAGAUGAAGAACCUACUGUCACUGAUUUUGUUGAUAAGAUAAAAGGAAAGAACAUAUUGGACUGCACUGUAGCGAGGUGCAGAGUGUUCAGGUGCUCCAAGUUCAUGGAAAGGAACAAGGACACAACGUACACCAUCUCUGCAAACAUCAGCUCAGGAUGGAUAGAACAGAUCGGACUUCCAUCUGCCAAGUUCCUCCUGACCAGUACAGCCAAUCUAGAGUAUGAUGAGAACCAGUACAUCUUCUUCUCUACAACCUCUAAUAGUGGCCCUCCUGUUCACCAGAUUCAAGCAGAGGUAGAAGUGUUUCCUACACCAGAUUUCACUAAUGAGAUUAUAGGAGGAUCUCUGGGAGGAUUGGCCUUUCUGGUUUUACUUACUGCUGGUCUGUAUAAGGCUGGAUUUUUCAAGAGCAAAUAUAAUGAGAUGAUUAAUGAAAAUGCAGGAGCCGAAGGAGACGCACCAGCAGAGGAAUGAAAUUCCCUCUUACUUGUCAUGUCCAUCCAGUACCUUUGUAAUGAUCAAUGUUUCUAUGAAAUGGCCUUUUAAUUUAGUGAUUGUACCAAACACAAUGUGUAUCAAACCAUAAAUUUGAACAACAAACAGUAGUAAAAUGUUUGCUGUUGUAAACAGUAAAGGUAUGUAUAGAGUAACUGGUAAAAAAAUUUAGUUCCGGAAGUGUUGAGGAUACAUUCUCUCUUUUAAAAGGCAAUUGAAGACACAAAAGAGAGCUUGGCUGUGCUGCUCAAAGUUAUUGCGGAUUUAAGGGGUUUAAUAAUGUCUAUGGGUAAAGGAUCUGAAACACAUAAUGAAAUAUUCACAAAUACAAUAUAAUGUUUCAGAAGCUUUACCAAUAGUGUCUUAAAAAUGACUUAUGCUCUGGAAAAGGUUGGAUGUUUUAUAUUUGUCAUGCACGCCCACAGCUGGGUGAUGGAUGAGGAGUGGGAGUCUUGAAACCGAAAGCAGCAAGCGGGGAGGUUCACUUCCUGAGCUGAGGGCAAAAUUAGUCAACAAAAGUCUGAGACACGACCGAGAAGUUAAACGGAACAACAUAUCAUCUACCAGCAGAUGAACCUGCUGCAAGCCUCCAAUUAUUUAGGCAAAAUCAGUCUUAGUGUUGACAUUUUUAUCAAAAUAUAAUUCAGCUAAAAUAUGUUAGCUUAUUUUAGCUGAACGCAAUUUCUUUUUUCUUUUCUGCUUCAACAAGAAAAAAGCAACAUAUGACAUGCAUCUAUGAUAACCAGCUCAGGGACUGAACUAGCAUGUCACAAACAGGAUGAGAGUAUUGAGGAAGUCUAAGAAAAGCAGAAAUGUUCGGUUUUAUUUUUACUUUUGUGUUGUGAAGAGGCUUGAAAGACUUAUAUAUGACUGGACAGAUGGUAAAAUGAUACAUUUUCCCCACAUAGAUUAUUUUAACUAUCUGGUUUAUGAUUAGUAUAAUAAAACAAAAAAUAUCAGUACAGAGAUACAGUGGAUAAAAAUAAUUGUGGUUCAGUAUUCGAAAAUUAUUUUAGUAUAUCUAAAAUAUUUGAGAUUCAGCUUGAUUAGCAGAAAUACCUCGACAUCAUGCUACUUGGCAUGCUAAUGGCUAGCCUGUAAUCUAGAAAGACUGUAGCCUCCACUGUCCAUAUUACCGUAUUUUCCAGAUUACAGAGCUGACUUCACUAUAAGCCUCACCCACAAAGUUUGUUUUUUUUUUAACUGGAAACGUACAUAUAUAAGCUGCUGAUAUCUCCACCGCUCUCAGUGUUCCACAAAAAAUAGAUCUGCUAUUAAGGACGCAGCCCUGUGUCUCGAACGCAGAACCAUGGAUUCGUUCGCUGAGUUUACGUACAGUUGCUCUCGAUUUGUACCGUCAGAUUGAUAACCUUUAACUUAAAAGCUGCAUCAUAUGAACUUCUUCGUAUGGAUUCCAUGAUGGGUUUGAA